Messenger RNA from Brassicogethes aeneus, 684 nucleotides. NCBI's taxonomy places the organism in Eukaryota, Metazoa, Arthropoda, Insecta, Coleoptera, Nitidulidae. The record is from the annotation of a GenBank genome assembly.
AUGAAAUCAGUAAGAAUUUUAAUGGAACGCCUGGCUAACUACGAUGUAUAUGAAAACUUUAGUUGGAGCGGCAAAUCAGGAAUAUUAAAAGAUAAUGUAACGAAACUAGUCUUUUCUGAUUUAGAAGGGGUUAUAAAACUUGUGAUAAAUACAAUUAAUAUGAAAAGUUCAGAACCCAGAGGAAGUGUCAUUAAGACUUUAAAAGAUUUCUGUAAGCGGAGUUCGCAAAACAAGAAACGGGUAGAAGACAAACAAAGAAAAGCAGAAGAAAAUGAAACAGCGGCCGACAAAUGGAAGGUAACCAAAUCAACUUUACAGAGAAGAUGUAAAAAUCAGAAUUUGGGAAGAUAUGGAAGACCUACAGUUCUGAAAAAAGCGGAAGAAGACGAUCUUAUUAGAGGGCUAACCACAGCAGCUGAAUGGGGAUUUCCCUUAAGUCACUUUAAAAUAAGAUGCAUUGUGAAACAAUAUCUGGAUAGUAAGGGUGUUGUAGAAAAACGAUUUAAAUAUAAUUUCCCUGGUCCUGAUUGGCUUUUGUCACAGUAUUCAUUGCACGAUUCCGAAUCCUCAGUUGGUCCGAUGGACUUUGACAAUGUGGAUAUAGAGGAAAACCGAGAAGAUUUUGACCAGAGUGAUAUAGAAGAAAAUAUGACAUUAGCUAUCAGAAGAAAAUUCAAAAAGUAA